UGUCUUUCUACCUCUCUAGAAUUGUAGUGGAAUUUUCUUUCUUCUUGUUUUCCUCAUUCAAAUUACAAUAGUUUUCAAGACUCUGCCUUUUUUCCUUCUCUGCUAAGCUUUUUUCACCUAUUUUUGCUAUUUAGAUCUCAACUUUUAUACUUUGCUUUCCCUCUGUAAAUUUCUUGUUUUGUAGCAAAAUUCAGAGAGUAGGAAAGUUUUCUUGAAAUGGCCGGCCGUUAUGAUCAUAACCCUUUUGAAGAAGAAGAAGAAGUUAACCCUUUUGCUGAUGGAGGAGGCAGAGGGAAAUCUUCAGGGAAAUCAAAAUUUAGUGGAGGUGCAUUUUAUACCACAUCUGGGAGUGUGCCUCCAGCAACAAACUCCAGACUUUCACCCCUUCCACCAGAACCAGCUGAUUUCUAUGACCGCAAUGCGUCAAUCGAUAUUCCUCUUGACAAUGCUUCGGACCUGAAAAAGAAAGAAAAAGAAUUACAGUCUAAGGAGAAUGAAUUGCGGCGGAGAGAACAGGAUCUUAAAAGGAGAGAAGAUGCUGCGGCAAGAGCCGGCAUUGUUCUCGAGGAGAAAAAUUGGCCUCCGUUCUUCCCUAUCAUCCAUCAUGAUAUUGCAAAUGAAAUACCAAUUCAUCUUCAAAAGCUACAAUAUGUUGCAUUUACAACUUUCUUGGGACUUAUUGCAUGCCUAUUAUGGAACAUUGUAGCUACCACUACAGCGUGGAUUAAAGAAGGAGAUGUAAAGAUCUGGUUCCUUUCUAUCAUUUACUUCAUAUCGGGUGUUCCUGGAGCCUACUUCAUGUGGUAUCGUCCUCUGUAUCGUGCUUUUAGAACUGAGGGUGCCAUGAAGUUUGCGUGGUUUUUCUUGUUUUACGUGGUUCACAUUGUAUUCUGCGUCUUUGCUGCUGUUGCUCCUCCAGUAGUCUUCAGAGGAAAAUCCCUUACAGGCAUCCUGCCUGCGGUGGAUCUCAUCGGCAAAAAUGUACUUGUUGGGAUUUUCUACUUCAUCGGUUUUGGGCUAUUUUGUCUCGAGUCAUUGCUGAGCAUUUGGGUUAUCCAGCAAGUAUACAUGUAUUUCCGAGGAAGUGGUAAAGCCGCACAGAUGAAGCAAGAAGCUGCUAGAGGGGCCCUUAGAGCAGCAAUAUAAUUGAAAGAAAUGUUCUUGGGAGAAGGCUGUUAUGAAGGGUGGGAGUUGGCUACCUCAGUUGGGCUGAUAUUUCUUGUUUUCAUAUAUGUUUUAGUUAGUUCAAUUACACAAAUAUGCUGCUUGUUUGUUUACAUAUGCUUUUAGUGAUUAUUUUUAUGAUAUGAUGUAUGUUUUAUUUAUGACUACUUAGACCAAAGUGCUGUUAGAAAAAAGAUAUUAUUAUUGAUCUUUUGUCAAUACUCA
Solanum tuberosum (potato) is the source of this 1389-nucleotide messenger RNA. Its product is annotated as secretory carrier-associated membrane protein 3-like. The coding region runs from base 217 to 1146 and encodes 309 amino acids. The record is from RefSeq and is a predicted model, not a curated record. Lineage: Eukaryota; Viridiplantae; Streptophyta; Magnoliopsida; Solanales; Solanaceae. Gene Ontology annotation, cellular component: recycling endosome membrane; trans-Golgi network membrane. The transcript has 13 exons. Gene Ontology annotation, biological process: protein transport.